AUGGAGGAGGAAAGCAAACGUCUCGAUGCUGUCGGCGGUCGAGACUACUCGAUAGAAGUGGGACGCGGAGAUGAAACGGUGGAGCAGUGGCCUGGCCUUUCCGGUGACGUUUGGUGGGACGGACCUGUGCUAGGUGAUUGUGAUAUGCGAGGCUUGUCCAUGAUGGCAGGACAGCCAUGGCUCUUCGCUGCCUGCCAGUGGAUGAAGAAGGUCAAACGCUGCGAUGAUGCUGUCUCGUCUCGUCCCUCGAUCGCCGAGAGGCAGACCCCUGAGUCGGUACUUGGGCAGAGGCUAGGCGUCUGGUCUGAUGAAGAAACCGCGGGCAGUCGCAGCGCGGGUGGAUGUUUCAUUGUCCAGUCCGUGAGAAGAACCAGGAGAACCAGGGUGACGAUGCGUCACGUUAAAUCUCCCGGGCGGGCCGUUUGA
Verticillium alfalfae VaMs.102 is the source of this 426-nucleotide messenger RNA. RefSeq lists its product with no specific name. Lineage: Eukaryota; Fungi; Ascomycota; Sordariomycetes; Glomerellales; Plectosphaerellaceae. The transcript has 2 exons. The coding region runs from base 1 to 426 and encodes 141 amino acids. The record is from RefSeq and is a predicted model, not a curated record.